Molecule: messenger RNA, 896 nt
Organism: Drosophila nasuta
Lineage: Eukaryota; Metazoa; Arthropoda; Insecta; Diptera; Drosophilidae
Exons: 1
Coding region: 143-829 (228 amino acids)
Source: RefSeq, a predicted model, not a curated record
UGUAACGAAAUUGGGGCCAAACAAAGUGCACACUCUGUUUGGACAAUUGUGGGGGAAAACACGUAUUCACGGACUACGGAAAAACCCAAAGUGCCGCACUAGAACAGCCUCCAACUGGACACCUACAUAAACAGUCAACACUAUGGAUUACCUUGGACUGCUUCUCGUUAUUUUACUACUACAUUGCGUAUACGCAGAGUAUUACUGGCAGCCAGAACCCCUGAUUGUGCUCUACAAUCCUGAAACUGGACGGGAAAUGGACCCCAGACUCUACAGAGAUAUGCAACUGCGUUCAGCGGGAUCAACAAGUGGCCAAAAUAUUAACGAUAAUAUCGUCCGACUUCCCAGUCUGGGAACGCCGUGUUCUUGCGAAGAUUACGUUUGUCGCUGCUGCUUGGGCAUUGGAUUCGGUAGCAUGAAGCAGACCGUGUGCAUUAAAAUUCAGUACGAAUGGCGGGAAUUCGAUGUACGAUUCUUUAUCGACUGGAACGAUCGGACUUUGGCCAGUUUUGGCAUUUCCCCCGCGCAAAAUAUGCCCGACUUUUGCACUCCGCUAGUUCUGCCGGUUCCCAUAUUCAGCUGUUUGCGUCUCUCGAAUAUACAAAUUAUCGAAAUGGAAAACAGCCUCAACUUGUGCAUAUCGCUGGUCUUCAAGAUGGUUUUCUAUCAGAUCUUUGAGUAUAAAUUCACUUGCAUGCGUUUGGGCAUGAAAGGUGUGUCCAUGGUACGAGAUCCGUACUCAUAUAUGAACAUGAAUCCCUCGAAGCUAACCGCAGGUCAACCGAUGCCCCAGACCACCAACGAUAAACUGCAAAUCUACGAUGCCUAAGUAAAGUAAUUGUUGUUUAAGCGCUACAUAAUGUACAUCCAUCCGCCUCGCAUUCUAAUUUAUAUUA